AAAAAAGUAAUAUACUUUAGUGAAAUGCAAAUAAAGAUUGGCUGUUCGGAGUGUUAUCUUGGGUUUUGACAUUUUUAUCUGAUUUAAAACCUUUAACAUGAUUUUGUUAUUUGUGAAUUCUACAGAAUGGAAUAUAAAACUUCGUUGAACGUAACGACUUGGAGUACCACUCCCACCAGACGUUUUGUACAAGCAUGUCUGCUGUUGAUUUUGUUAUUGUUACUUUAUUGUGGUGGGUAUUUAGUGCACGAGAAACUCACGAUAAGUAACAUUCAAAGGAAAGAAGAAUCUUGCCUUUGGACAACACAUAUCGGUUUUAAUGGUGAAGACGGCGAGAAGCUAAUUCCCGGAGGAAGAUACAAACCGCUAGACUGUGAAUCUAAAAAUCCUGUAGCCGUCAUUGUUCCGUACAGAAACAGAGAAGCACAUCUAAAAAUAUUUCUGAAUCGUAUGCAUCCAUUCUUACAGCGACAAGAACUAGACUAUGGAAUAUUUGUCGUAGAAAUGCUACCUGGAGUCAAAUUUAAUCGGGCUUUGUUGAUGAACAUAGGUUUUGUAGAAUCGAGAAGACAAUAUGGCUACCAGUGCUUUAUAUUCCAUGACGUGGACCUUCUUCCAGAAAAUGACCAUAUCAGAUACACGUGCUCUUCAAGUCCAACUCAUUUAUCAGCGGCUAUAGACUCUAAAAAUUAUACGAUGCCGUACAAGACGUAUUUCGGUGGUGUCUGUGCAAUUUCAAAGGAACAUUUUGAAAAGAUCAACGGAUACUCAAAUAUAUAUUUUGACUGGGGUGGAGAGGAUGACGACCUAUUUGAAAGGAUAAAAUUCAGUGAGCUUAAAAUUACGAGAUUGCCUGACACGCUUGGAAGAUACAAAAUGCUGUCCCACCCAAAUGCGAAGCAAAAUCCAGACAAAAAUAUUCUCUUCAAGACCAUGAAGGAAAGAUAUCAUUCAGAUGGGCUGAAUAGUUUGAAAUAUCGUCUGGUAAAAUAUGAACUCAAGCAGCUGUACACUUGGAUUCUAGUCAGUAUCAAUGAGACGGAAGUCAUGGAGAAUGAACCAAUCCACAAAGGCUCAUACUGAAUAAAUUCAGAAGCAAAAUAAUUGUUAAGAAAAACGAAUAGACCCAGCUGAGAAAACCAUAUUGGACCAGUCGCUAGGUUUUCCCAGCUGAGUACGAGUCCAAAUAUAUCUCGUAUUGUACAGUACAAUGUUAAAUAACCUUUUUAUUCUAUAUCUAUUUUAUGAAUAUACUGCCUUUUCUGAUUUCAAGACGCAUACAUAGAGCGCCUACUUCACCCGAUUUACAUUUGGAACAUUUUCGCGCGUUUCGGGCUUUAUCGUAUGUUUAACAUGGGACUGUUGAACCGUCCAAAUACGGAAAAAUACAGGGUUGUUUUUGUACGCACGUGCGUCCAAUACGGUAAUAUAUUGUACGGUCACGUGUUAUAAAUAAACGUUCCCGAUUGGAUAAACAAAAUAGAUAUAGAAUAACACUAUAUUUCCCGCAGUAGUGGCCGCUGAUAAGCGUACUAUGACAGGUCUAUAUCUGCAUGUAGUUCUCGUGUAACAUUAUCGCUUUCGCAUUAACCGUUAAUAAAUAGGCUAUCGAUAGUAUAAAUCCCGCACGAUAACUCAAACGAUAACAUGUUUGAUAAUAAUGAUUUUUCUUCAUUAAAACGUUUCAAUACAGAAACUUUUUUUGUAUAACAUUACAGUAUGCAUUGUACAGUAAUGUAUGUAUCAAAAAACUUCUUCAAAAAUCUAGAACAAAUAAUCAAUUCAUAU
Mercenaria mercenaria is the source of this 1788-nucleotide messenger RNA. Its product is annotated as beta-1,4-N-acetylgalactosaminyltransferase bre-4-like. The record is from RefSeq and is a predicted model, not a curated record. Lineage: Eukaryota; Metazoa; Mollusca; Bivalvia; Venerida; Veneridae. Gene Ontology annotation, molecular function: N-acetyl-beta-glucosaminyl-derivative 4-beta-N-acetylgalactosaminyltransferase activity. Gene Ontology annotation, biological process: glycosphingolipid biosynthetic process; carbohydrate metabolic process. The transcript is spliced from 7 exons. The coding region runs from base 127 to 1083 and encodes 318 amino acids.